Molecule: messenger RNA, 414 nt
Organism: Coprinopsis cinerea okayama7#130
Lineage: Eukaryota; Fungi; Basidiomycota; Agaricomycetes; Agaricales; Psathyrellaceae
Exons: 4
Coding region: 1-414 (137 amino acids)
Source: RefSeq, a predicted model, not a curated record
AUGGUCGCUGAAGUGAUCGCCCACUACGAGAAACAAACCAGCGAUUUUGUCGACAAGUGGUACGAGGACAACAGGGUCCUCGAAGUUCCUGGAUAUCCGCCCGUUGCGGGGAAGGAAUCUCUGAAGGCACACUAUGCCUGGCUUUUCAAGGGGGCAGAUCAGAUUAGUUUCACGGUACAUGCGAUUACCAUCCUCCCCGGCCAAGUCCAUAUAACUCUGAAGGCCACAAUCGUCAACACGCACAAAGUAAUCGAGCCGACCUAUACAAUGAUUGUUGAGAAGGGCUUGAAGUCUUCGAAGGUCAAGAGCUUGAAGCUGUCCGGCGAGGGCGUUCCGCAUGCAUUCGACACUAUCGGUCUCGCUGCAGGUCCCACCGUCCCUGGUCUUACUGUAACUGCCAGGGGCCUCAAUUAG